This is a messenger RNA of Chelmon rostratus (copperband butterflyfish), 1407 nucleotides long. Its product is annotated as transmembrane protein FAM155A-like. Bases 250 to 1407 code for a protein of 385 amino acids. Gene Ontology annotation, molecular function: stretch-activated, monoatomic cation-selective, calcium channel activity. Lineage: Eukaryota; Metazoa; Chordata; Actinopteri; Chaetodontiformes; Chaetodontidae. Gene Ontology annotation, biological process: calcium ion import across plasma membrane. The record is from RefSeq and is a predicted model, not a curated record. The transcript has 3 exons. Gene Ontology annotation, cellular component: plasma membrane.
CGGAGCUCAGGGCGGACGGGAGGACAGCGGCUUCACCGGUCAGCCAUGGAGGAUGCGGCCCGUGGUCGCCAGCGUCUGAUUUGCCAUCCGGCCCACGCUCAUUUUAAUGGGAUUUACCGCUGAUCGCAAAAGCAAGCCGGGACAACCCACCACCUGACACUUGAGGGGAGGAAAACGCGAAGCGGACCCCACGUCAAUGACUGUUGCGGCAGAGGAGCCCCCACGGUGGAGUCGGCCGGUUCCCAAAAUAUGACCAGGGGUGCUGGGACGUGUUGGCAGCAAGAAGAUGACGACGGCUUCCAAAUCUGGCUAGAGCCCCCCCGCGACAACCAAAAGCCAUUCACCGACUCAGAGAGGGCGCAGAGAUGGCGACUGUCCUUGGCAUCCCUCUUGUUCUUAACCAUCCUCCUCUCUGAUCACCUGUGGUUCUGCGCUGAGGCCAAGCUGGCCCGGACCCGGGUCAAGUUCGCAUCCUCCCACCUCCUCUCACCCCAGACCCACUCAGCACACAGCAGCCUCAGAGGAAACCCAGAUGCUAUUUUUAUAGGAAACUCUACCAAACAUUUGUGGCGGCUCGAAACUUGCCACCAGGAUAGUUUAUCUAAAAACUGCUUCGCUUUCGCAGAUGCCGACCAUUUGUGCGGGGGCCUUUCCGACAAAGAGGGGACGCGGGCUGUAAAUAUGAGCGAUUUGUACCUCUCCUUUUGUAACUCCUACUCUCUGCUGGAUUUGUUUUACGGGUCGACAAGUCCGGACAAUUUGAACUGCAGCCUCGACGUGCUCGGCGACGGCGACACCACCAGAUGCAGCCUGUGCGUCCAGGCGUACCAGCGCUACGACCAGCACGCCCAGGAGAAGUACGAGGACUUUGAGCUCCUGACUCAGAAAUAUGAGCCGGGGGCAUAUUCAGUGAGGACGUGCAUGGAGCAGUGCAAGACGGCCUAUAAGCCCUGGCUGUGCGCUCAGUAUUUCCCCACCACCCAGCAGUCCUGUCAGAAGAGGGUACCGUGCCACCAGUACUGCCUGGAGGUCCAGCAAAGCUGUCCGUUCAUCCUGCCCGACAACGAUGACCUGAUCCACGGCGGCAGCCCCAGCUUCAUCUGCACAGGGCUCUUGGGAGAUCAUCUAUCAGACAGUGAGGCGGAGUGCUGCGACGUCCGAUGGGACUCCAAAAUGGACAACCCUUCAGGCGGGACACUAAAAAGGACUGCUUCUUCCUGCCAGCCCGAGGGGGCCUCGGUCACCUCCGCUGCCAACCCGAGACUGUGCAGCGGGCGGCUGAAGAUCUGCCUGCUGGCCCUCGUCCUCCUACACACUGUCAUCAUCAUUUCGGCCUCCCAUAAUUCUACGUUGGUGGGCGUGGCUGCCAUUUUCUCGCCGGAGGAGAGCGCUUCGAACGAGGAGUGA